Ceutorhynchus assimilis (cabbage seed weevil) is the source of this 1482-nucleotide messenger RNA. NCBI's taxonomy places the organism in Eukaryota, Metazoa, Arthropoda, Insecta, Coleoptera, Curculionidae. The record is from the annotation of a GenBank genome assembly.
GUUUACCAGUCAGUCUAUAAUUUGGCCCUAAAUUAUUUAUUUACCUUUUUGUUUAUUUAUGGUUAAACUGGGCGUGUCGCCUUCUUGGGCAAUGCUGAGGGAUUGCAAAGAGUUUUCGGCCUCUUGCAGGUCCAGAUUUGAGUCUGGUUGACUCAUCUGUAUUUUUUUUGUUUAUUGAUUUUUUGAAUUCCAAUUUUGUAAUGUUUUUCCGAACCACAACAAAACAUCAAAAACAAAUUGAGGUUGUGUUGUGCUGUGACAGUGUGAAGUAAAAGUAGUACUUUUGACAAUCGUAUCGAUGUAAGGGCGCUUCCUUUUAUUUAUCGAUGUUCCAUCUGGAAUUCACCAUUAUGCGACAGCCAUUCCGAUUUUCUAUGAACUAGACAAAGAUAGACCAUUCAUCGAAUGUACAGUACACUGGGAGAAUAAAAGAAAGCGCCCUAUAUAUCGAUAUUCGUAUCGAUGGGAUAAGCCUUCCUCUAUGUCAAUGAGUCAAUGCCAAAACUAUCAGUUGUCAGUGUAAAAAUUAUUUGUUAUUUGUUUAUAUACAACAGUUAUUGAAAAACAUCAAUUUCUCACUUGCCAAUCGACAAAACAAUGAAAAAACGUUCAAAUUAAUCAUCAAAAUGCCUCUAAUGAAACUGGCAAACCCUCCGCCGCAAGAAAUGAGCGACAACGAGUGUUCGGCAAACGAGUCUGAACAUUCCAAUUCAAGUCCGGAAAAUGAACCGAAUCAGUCCUCGGCCGAGGACUCGCCCAACGACUCGGACGACAGCUCGGAUAUGGACGUGGGCGAGUGCGAAACGCGCCGUACAGAACUAAUUCAACACGUCCAAGAUCUCGAAGGCCAGUUCAGCCUGUUGAGGGAACAAUUGUACAGGGAACGUAUCCAGCAAGUGGAAACACAAUUGGCUGAAGUGAAAUCAGGCAAAUCUCUUGACUACAUUGUCCCAUUGCAAAAUCUGGAAGAACAACGUAGAGUUAGGACUGAGGUGGCUGGUGUUUUGCGUCACCUGCGUAUUGACAACAUUAACAAUCAGUAUGAGGCUGAAAAACAGGCAGCUUUGCAGAAUUUCGAAAGCGAGAAGAACCUGGCAAGUGAUUAUUACUAUAGCGAACUGAUGGACACCAUUAGGAAGCUGGAAGAAGACAAACAAAACAGCGAAAUCACUUGGGGCGAAGGCGGAGAAUGGAGCAGCAAGACCACCAAAACAACAUCCAGGAAAAAAGCUGUAACAGUUUCUGGACCCUAUAUUGUUUAUAUGUUAAAGCCGCAGGAUAUUAUGGAAGACUGGACACUGAUUAGGAAAGCGAUAAAGAGGCAUAAUACAUGAUUAUGUGGUUUAUUAACUUAUUUUUAGAAUAUUGUUUUAUUUUUCUAAAGGAUGUUUAUGUUAAAAAUUGAUUUAAGAACACCCUGGAUUACCUUCUAAGGUGAUUUGUGAUGUAAAAUAUAAAUGUAUAAAUAGAAACUGGUUUCAA